GAUAGACUGAAUACAAAAUACCACUGGUGUAAUAGUAUAAGUAUAAAGAAAUUUGCUUUAUCACUGUUCAUCACAUUGCUUAACAUCGAUAUAAGAGUAUCAAGUGUAAAUGGCUUUAACGAAAAUUGAAUUCGCGGUACAUAUGACAUGCGAAAAAUGCGUUAAUGCAAUUUCUAAGAGUAUAGCAGAUCUGGAAGGCAUCCGCAAUGUUGAUAUAUCAUUAGAACAUGGCACUGUCACUCUUGAAACAAAUCUAUCUUAUUCCAUCAUACAAGAAAGAAUCGAAAGUACUGGAAGGCAGGCAGUGUUAAAAGGAUAUGGAGAUGGAUCAAGUGCUGUGGUAAUGUUGGGUGGAAAUUCGGGUUACAGCAUAGGUAAUCUGAUCAAAGGGGUUAUAAGAUUUGGAGAAACUUCAGAGGGAUGUAUCAUAGAUGGUACAAUCGAUGGUUUGACUCCUGGUGAACAUGGUAUGCAUGUACACGAAUGUGGUGAUAUAUCUAAUGGCUGUGAGAGCGUAGGCGAACACUUUAAUCCAAAUAAUUCACCACAUGGUGGUCCCGAAGAUGAUUUGACCAAAAGGCAUGUUGGUGAUCUUGGCAAUGUCUUAGCUGAUACUUCUGGCAGAGCUGCUUUUCGAAAGAUAGAAAAGUUUCUUAAGAUAUCCGAUAUCAUUGGCAGAUCUCUCAUUAUUACUAAGGAUCCAGAUGAUCUUGGAAGAGGUGAUAGUCCAGAGUCCAAGAUAAAUGGAAAUAGCGGAGCUAGAUUGGCUUGCGGUAUUAUAGCCAGAUCAUCCGGAUUAUUUCAAAAUACGAAAAAAAUCUGCGCAUGCGAUGGCCUCACUAUAUGGGAUGAGAGAGAUCGAGCACUUGCAAAUAACCAUGCAAAUUUGUAAUUAACACGAAGACAACGCGAUUGGUCUAACAAAGAAUGCAUUCCAUGUUAAAAAGAAC
Molecule: messenger RNA, 950 nt
Organism: Cyphomyrmex costatus
Lineage: Eukaryota; Metazoa; Arthropoda; Insecta; Hymenoptera; Formicidae
Gene: Ccs
Product: copper chaperone for superoxide dismutase
Exons: 7
Coding region: 110-892 (260 amino acids)
Biological process (GO): superoxide metabolic process
Molecular function (GO): copper ion binding
Source: RefSeq, a predicted model, not a curated record